ACCUAGGACAUCCAGGGACCAUGACACAUACUUUGUAAAUGGUGCAAACCAGAACUUUGAUGAGCUUAGUCACACUGAGAUGCUGGACUUAAAAACACAUGUAUUCCUAUACAGUACAUAGACACAUCAGAAACCUGAAAGAACAAAACCCAGCACGCAAAAGAAUAGGAUAUCAACCUGAGUGGAUUUAACCAAGUGGAAAGAAGUUCCUGUCUUGUGGAAUAUUUUUCGAUGACCUCCUACCAUUUUCACAAAUCGUUUCCAAGAUUUAACAAACUUGCAAGUGAAGCUAUGACACAAGGCUCAAUCUGUUCUUAAUCUGACGAAGAGGAUGUUACUUUAAGGCCACAUUUGCUCAAGUGACCCAGUUGUUUGUGCCAUAAGAAUAAAAAAAUCUAAAUAAUAACUUGGAAAACAGUAGCUAUUGUAACUAACAAAAGCAAUCACCAGCCUGUAAAAGAAAUGGAUGUGUUUGGAGGUGCUCCACGUGUGCUUGGUUAUCCACGUCCAGUUCUGGUGAAAUGUGGGACAGAUGCUAUACUUAAAUGUCAGAUUGGUGGAGAUCCCCAACCAGAUGUGAUUUGGGAGCGAAAGAAUGAGCCUAUUACCCCUGAGGGUCGUUAUUGCAUUUCUCAAGAGUGCAAAGUGUACACACUUUACAUUUCUGGGGUGACCAUGGAAGAUGCUGGACAGUAUAUUUGCAGAGCCAAGAACAGUAUUGGGGAAACUUAUGCAGCUGUUACCCUAAAAGUGGAAGAAGAGGCUCAAGAGCUCCAGCAAACACAGGCUCCACUACAACUACAAAAUGAAAUACAGUUUCCACCAGAACAGGAAAUCAAAAUAAUAAAGCAACAGCAGUUAGAGCUGGUCCAGAAGGCCAAACCAUUCCAAGACAAUAAGCCUCGUUUUCUGAUCAAACCACUUUCUCUAAGAGUAGACCGUGGUGAAGAUGCUGCAUUCUCCUGCAAGCUGUGGGAUAAACCCUUGCCUGAGGUUGUGUGGGAAAAAGACGGCAAACAGUUAAAUGAGAUCUAUGAAAGUGCUCACUACCAUGUGGGCCAGCAAGAUGGUGGCUGGUUCCAACUAAAGAUUUUUAGAACAAGAGCCCCAGAUGGAGGUGUCUACACAUGCAAAGCUAUCAAUGAGCAUGGAGAAGCAAUAGCUGGAGCAGUGCUAUUGGUGGAGCCCAUUCCAGAGCAAAGGCAAGAAAGCAUGACAAAUGGCUACAGCAAUGGGCACUGCUUGCCACAUCAAAGUAGAGAUGUGCAUUCAAAGGCCAAACACUCCAAAGAGCCUCACCUUAACGUGGCAAAAGCUAAAAAAUUUGCUGUGACAGAAGGCAAACAUGCCAAGUUCCGCUGUUAUGUAACAGGAAAGCCCAAACCAGAGAUUGUAUGGAAGAAAAAUGGAGAACCUAUUAAACCGGGCCGGAGACAUCUCAUCUUUGAAGAUAGAGAUGGUUAUUACACUUUAAAAGUACUGUACUGCAAACAGCAAGAUACAGGACUCUACAUAUGUGCGGCCUCAAAUGCUUUGGGAAACACAUUGAGUGCUGUGCAUCUGUCAGUGAAAGGGCCAUCAGUUCGGUUUAAGAGAGGCCUACAAGAUGUAGAGGUUAGGGAGAGGGAUGUUGCUGUUUUGGAAUGUGAAGUUCCAGACGAGUCCAUUUCCACAGCAUGGUACUUAGAAGAUCACAGACUGCAAUCAGGGAAUAAAUAUAACAUGGAACAGAGGGGCACACGACGAUGGCUCACCAUUCGAGAUGUCGGGGCAGAUGAUGAUGGGGUCUACCUGUGUGAGAUGCCUGAUGGUGGAAAGAGUAUUGCAGAAUUGGCAGUCAAAGGUACGAUUGUGAAGAAGCUUCCAAGGAGACUUGAAGUAAUGGAGGGAGAGAAUGCAGCAUUCUGUGUAGAGGUAGAUGAAGAUGAGAUGGAGACCUGUUGGUUUAAAGAUGGACUGCAGUUAAAAGAAACCCAUCAAACCAUAAUUAAGUCAUUCGGAAAAACCCACAUUCUGGUCUUUGUCAGCACAUCAUACCAAGACUCUGGCACAAUCACUUUUACCGCAGGCAGAUCAAAAACAAGCUCUAAGCUAAGAGUUAAAACUGCUCGACAGUGCCCACCCAUCUGUCCUGUGAAUGUUCAGAUGAACACUGACUGUCCAAAUGUUGCCCUUCUCUCCUGGUCACCAUCGCCUAACUUGCAAAAAUCCACUAAGUCAGUGUAUGUGAUAGAACGACAGGAAGUGGGGUCUCAGGAGUGGCAGCGAUGCCUUACAACAGAGACAGACAUUUCUGUUGAGGUCCUGGGUGACAGUGUGCCAUGUGAGGGCAAUUACAGAUACCGUAUCUGCUGUGUUAAUAAAUAUGGCAGAAGUGGCCAUGUGGAGUUCCCUAAAGUGGUACAUCUGGUCCCAGGUCCAGAGAUCAAAGUCCCUCUGAAGAAUGCUGUGGUUAACGAGGGGGAUGAUGCUGUAUUCUCCAUUGAGCUCUCAACUUCCAUGAUUGGCACAUGGUUCCUGAAUAGCACACAGCUGCAGGACAGCGAGCAGUUCUCCAUUGCUCAUUCAAAGAACCAACACAUCUUACGUAUCCAUCGGGUGCAUAAUGUGUAUGAUGGAGCUGAGAUCACAUUUAUUGCUACUGGUGUACGAGAUUCAGCAGUCCUGCAAAUUAAAGCAGCCGAGGUGAAAUUUUUACCUCUUUCAGAGACAGACACUAAGAAGAACAUUGAGUUGGGAAACCCAAUCGUGCUAUAUUGUGAGGUGUCCCACUCCACGGCCACUGUUUGCUGGUUCAAAGAUGGACAGGAGCUCAAUGUAAACGAGAGGCUAAAUAUCCAAUCUGAUGGCUUAAUGAGGAGGAUUGUCAUUCAGUCAGCAGAAUACUCUGAUUCUGGAGUGUACACCUGCAAAUCGAGCAAGGAUAUACUCACAUUUAAUGUGAAUGUUGAAGUGACCCGCUCCAUGUUUGAGUGUCUAUCAGAAGCAGAGAGGAACAAGUCUAUAGUGGCUGGAGAACCCAUAGUUCUCCAAUGUGAGGUGUCAAACCCUGAGGCGGAGGUGUGCUGGUUCAGAAAUGGAGAGCCUCUAUUUCCACAGAAUGGAAUAGAAAUCCAGACAAAUGGGAACAUGAGGACAAUGAUCAUCCAUUCUGCAGAUUUUUAUGACUCUGGCACAUAUAGCUGUCAGUCAGCUGAUGAUGUAGCUAUGUUUCAGGUGGACAUUACAGGUCCACCUGUGUCAUUUAAAGAGGUUUCACAGGAAGAGAGGCAGAAAAGUGCUAUGGAACUGGACCCUGUGGUUCUGACCUGCGAACUCUCCAGACCAGAUCCACCUGCCAGCUGGUUUAAAGAUGGAGUUGAGGUUGUUCAGUCAGACAAUAUUACCAUUCAGGCUGAAGGCACCAUGCGUAGACUGAUAAUUCGUUCAGCCGAGCUUGCUGAUGCUGGGACAUAUACUUGCCAUGCUGGGGACCAUGACAUAUCAUUUUCUGUCAACAUUAAAGAACCUCCAGUUACAAUUGUGGACCCAAGAGAUGACAUACAUAUAGAGCGAUAUGUCUUGGAGGAGAUCGUCCUGAAAUGUGAGCUCUCUCGUUCUAAUAAAGACGUUCACUGGUUUAAAGAUGGCCUAAAGCUCCAAGAGAGCGAAAACAUCCAAAUCAGUGCUGAAGGCUCGUACAGGAUGGUGACUAUUCUCUGUGCUUCUAAACGGGAUUCUGGAGAGUAUGUGUGUGACACAGGUUUUGAUUCAGUUUUCUUCCAGCUCAUUGUCAUGGAUGCUCCAGUCCGCAUUGUGUCCCCCAGUGAGUCAGAGGUAGAGGUGUGUAUACUGAGCUCUGAAAGGCUGGUCCUCAGCUGUGAGAUUUCUAAAUCAGAAGCAGAAGUCUGCUGGUAUCGUGAUGGCAUGGAGGUAGAUGAGAAUGAUAACUUGAUACUGGUGGAAGAUGGGAUCAACCGCAGGCUGGAGAUUCAAUGUCCUACAAUAGAUGAUUCUGCAGAAUAUGUAUGCGAGACAGCAGAUGACUCUGUCACAUUUUGGGUGAAAAUAGAAGAGCCCCCUGUACAGCUUUCCAGCUCCAAGGAGAAAGGCAGUGUUACAGAGAGUUUUGUUGGUGAUCCUGUGGUCCUUGAAGUUGAGGUUUCCCGGAAUAAUGCAGAGGUUUGCUGGAUAAAGAAUGGUGUUAAGGUGGAGGAGAGCAGCAACAUUACGAUUACUGAGAAUGGCCUUGUUCGCAAACUAACCAUCCAUUCACCAACUCUAAAGGAUUCUGGGAUAUAUACAUGUAAUGCUAUAGACGACACAAUGGAUUUCCAAGUAAAAAUAACUGAGUCACCUGUAAAAAUUCUGAAGAAGGAUGAAAUUAAGACUGACCAUAAGGUUCUGUUGUAUGAUGACGCUGUCCUGGAGUGUGAGCUGUCCAGGGCCAAUGCUGAAGUCAGUUGGUAUAAAAAUGGCAGUCCUAUUGAGGAGAAUGAGCGUUUUUGUUUUGAAGAGGAAGGGGCCUUCAGAACCUUAGUCAUUCUCUGUGCUGAGCUGCAGGACUCUGGAGAUUAUAUUGUUGAUGCUAAAGACGAUAGGGUUUCAUUUAAUGUUACAGUACAAGAGCCUGCAGUGAAGAUCAUUGGAAACUCUGGGGAUCAUAAUUACCAGGAGAUGAUAUUAGGAGAUGACCUUACCUUAGCUUGUGAGGUUUCUCGAGCCAACGCAGCAGUUAAGUGGCUUUUUAAUGACAAACCAUUGGUCCCUGAUGAUCGGACACUUAUUGAGAGCUAUGGAACACUCCACAAGCUGACCUUAUCCAACAUCCUCCUCUCUGACUCUGGGAAAUACAUAUGUGAUGCUGUUGAUGACAAAAUGAUAACUGUUGUUAAAGUCCAAGAGCCUCCUGUUGAGUUCCUCAACAAAGAAGAGGUGAACUUAGUCACUGGUUAUGAAGCAGAGUCUGUAACUCUGACCGCCAUGGUCUCUAGACACAAUGCCCCAGUGCGGUGGCUUAAAGAUUGGACUCCAGUUAGUGAAGAACGUUUCUUGAUAGCCAGCCAGGGCCUGGCCCGCACUUUAACCAUUGACCCAUUAAAGAGGCUUGACAGUGGAGAGUACACUUGUGAUGCUAACACGGAUGAGAUGCACUUUAGUCUGCUGGUCAAAGCAAUGCGCAUAAAAUUUGUGAAGCCACUGAUUGACACAGUGGCCCAUAAAGAUGGUAUGAUCACACUACGGUGUGAGUUGUGCAAGUCGAAAGCAGAUGUCCAGUGGCUGAAGGAUGGAGUGGAGAUCAUUCCCAGUCGUUGCUUCACUAUCCGUGCUGAUGGGCCAGAGAGAAGCCUAACCAUCCAUCGCAUAGCCAAAGAAGAUGCUGGAGAAUAUGCUUGUGAAUCCAAAGAUGACCGAACCAGCGCCAGAGUAAGAGUGGAAUUGCCUCGUGUGGUGGAAUUCCUCACAGAGCUUUGCAAUACUACAGUCAUGGAGGGUGAAGAUGCUACCUUUAAGUGUGUGGUCUCCCCUGACGACGUUCAGUUGGUCUGGCUCAUGGAUGGGGAUCCAAUCAAAUCCAAUGAUCGCUUCUAUAUAGAACAGAACAGCCUCUGCCACACUCUGAUAAUCCGGAAGGUCCAGCUGCUGGAUUCCUCCCGAAUUACUGCAGAGGCUGAGGGUGUCAUAUCUAAAGCCAGCCUCAAGGUCCAGGAUGCACAGGUGUUGUUCACAAGAAGAAUGGAAGCAGUGAUGGCUGAGGAGUUUGGAGAGGCCACAUUAGAGACAGAAGUGAACACAGAGUCUGGGGAAGUGCAGUGGAUCAGACAGGGCUUGGUGAUCCAACCAGGACCCAGACAUAAACUGACCCAGAAUGGCUGUAAACGCAGCCUGACCAUCUCUAAUCUCAGCCUGUCUGAUCGAGGCACCUAUCGCUGUGAGACCCUUCAUGAUCGUACGCAGGUCAAACUCAACGUGGAGCCAAGGAAGAUUGUCAUACGCAAGGGACUGACAGACAUUGAGACAUUUGAGAGAGAGACAGCUUCCUUUGAGGUGGAACUUUCUCAUGCUGAUGUGGAGGGUGUGUGGCAAAAAGAUGGUCUGCGUGUAAAACCCAGUAACACCUGCCGGGUUAGUUCUAAUGGACGAGUUCAUGGCCUCACUCUCUCCAAGCUCACACUGGAGGAUACAGGAAGCAUUGUCUUUUCUGCAGAGGGUUUGAGAACUACUUCUAGGCUGGUAGUAAAAGAAACACCAGUAAUGAUCAUUAGGAAGCUGUCUGAUGUCAGAUGUGAGGAGGGAUCUUCAGUCACGUUGGAGUGUGAGCUGUCUAGACAAAACGUGGAUGUCAAGUGGCAGAAGAAUGGGUUAGAGCUUAAAUCCACCAAGACGCUAAGGAUUUAUUCCGUUGGACGUAAACGCUGUUUACAGAUCAUGGAGUCCAGCAUCAGUGACUCAGGCAUUUAUACCUGUGCCACAGGUGACCUCAGCUCUACCUGCAAACUUGAGGUCUAUGAACAUGAAUUAGAGAUCAUAUUUGGCCUGGAGGAUCUUUGCAUUAAGGAAGACCAGAACGCUGUUUUUAUGUGUGAAUUGUCUAUGGAAGAAAUGCCUGGGGAGUGGUACAAAGAUGGCAGCAAGAUACGUCCAAGCCCCACCAUCAAAACUCGAAGAGAGGGCACAAAGCAUUUCCUGCUUAUAUGCAAUGUGAAGGCAGAGGAUUCCGGAGAGAUCAAGUUUGUUUCCAAGCAAAUCGAGUCAGUUGCUCAUCUUGAGGUUGAAGAGCUACCUGCAAGUAUUGUCCGUCCUCUUAGGGAUCGUACAGCACUGGAGAAACAUCGAGUCAUUCUUGAAUGCACUGUGUCAUCCCCACGUUGUGAUGUCACCUGGUAUAAAGAGGGUGAAGAACUGGAAUCCACAGAACGAAUGGAGAUAAUACAAGAGGACUGUUACCACAAACUGGUCAUCCACCAGGUGGCACUUGAAGAUGAAGGAACCUAUAGCAUUGAGGUUGGAGAGCACACAUCCACAGCCAAGCUACUAGUGGAAUCCCAGUCUAUUGUGGUGGUAAGGAAUUUAGAAGAUGUGGAGGUGAGGGCUCCUGAACCGGCUUGCUUUCAGUGUGAAGUGUCUGUGACUCUCAUGAAGCCCCCCAUCUGGACUUUGAAUGGGGAGACCCUGCAGUCUGGACUUGAUGUGCGAAUAGAGAACAGAGGGAAUGUCCACCAGCUGACGUUCAAAAGAACCAGACCUGACAUGAGUGGGACUGUCAAAUUUACCACAGGGAAAGCAAAGUCAUGUGCGAAACUGACAGUGUUGAACUGAAUUAAGAAAAAUGUCAUGUACACUGGAGAGAUAACACAAGAAAGAACACUUUCAAGUAUUCAAAGUAAUGCUCUUUAAUGUUUUUCUUUUACAUUUAGUUUAUUUCCAAAAAAGAUUCAACUGUGCUAUCAUAAAGGUUAUAUCAAGCGACA
Paramisgurnus dabryanus is the source of this 7451-nucleotide messenger RNA. It is a transcript of the gene obsl1a, whose product is annotated as obscurin like cytoskeletal adaptor 1a. The record is from RefSeq and is a predicted model, not a curated record. NCBI's taxonomy places the organism in Eukaryota, Metazoa, Chordata, Actinopteri, Cypriniformes, Cobitidae. Gene Ontology annotation, molecular function: protein binding.